AUGGAUGUGGCUUCUGCAUUAAGUUAUCUUCACAAUCAUUGUGAGCCAAAAAUCAUUCAUUGUGAUUUAAAGCCAAGUAAUAUUCUUCUUGAUAAUGAGAUGAUUGCUCAUGUAAGUGAUUUUGGUUUAGCAAGGCUCCUCACAACUACUAAUGAUUCUUCCCAAAAGCAUACAAGUACAAUCGAGUUAAAAGGAUCUAUCAGCUACACUGCUCCAGAGUAUGGCAUUGGUGGUGAGGCAUCAGCUGAAGGGGAUGUAUAUAGUUUUGGAUUCCUUGUAUUGGAAAUGUUCACUGGAAGGAGGCCCACUAAUGAUAUGUUUAGAGAUGGUUUGAAUCUCCAUAACUUUGUUAAGAUAGCACUACCAACAAGACUUGUUCAAAUUGUCGACCCACUGCUUUUGCCAAGAGAAGCUAUAGAAAUGGGAGCAGCAACUACAACAAUAAUGGCAAAAGAAGAAGCUGGUGACAAUGUGACAAUGCCAAUGAAAUUGAAGUAG
Molecule: messenger RNA, 498 nt
Organism: Quercus lobata
Lineage: Eukaryota; Viridiplantae; Streptophyta; Magnoliopsida; Fagales; Fagaceae
Product: probable LRR receptor-like serine/threonine-protein kinase At3g47570
Exons: 2
Coding region: 1-498 (165 amino acids)
Biological process (GO): protein phosphorylation
Cellular component (GO): membrane
Molecular function (GO): protein kinase activity; ATP binding
Source: RefSeq, a predicted model, not a curated record